Molecule: messenger RNA, 15989 nt
Organism: Pelobates cultripes (western spadefoot toad)
Lineage: Eukaryota; Metazoa; Chordata; Amphibia; Anura; Pelobatidae
Source: the annotation of a GenBank genome assembly
AUGGCCACCCCUCCUGCGGAUACUGGGCCACCCCCUGAGGCCCAGACAUCUCCUGAGCCCACAGAACCUGUUUCUGCCUCUGUGGUGGUGGUAGUUGACUCACCCGAGGCUCCUCCAGAAGCUACAGGAUCUCAAGAGGAACCAGAUGUGACCAUCCAAUCAAAAUCCUCUUCUCUCAAUGAUUUGAAAUCCCAGCCUGCUGCAAAUGGGGGGCCCAGGGCCCCUAGCCUUACUGGCUCUGAGGGCCGCCUGGCACAAGCUGCCUCUAACUCUCCGAGGCCCAGCAUAUGUCGACAAGGGUCUACAGCCACGACCAGCGGUAUUGCUGCAGAGAAGCCCAAAGACUAUCUUCUCAUUGCCAUCCUGUCUUGCUUCUGCCCCAUGUGGCCGGUCAACAUUGUGGGAUUUGUCUAUUCCAUCAUGGUGAGUAAUUACAACUUCAUUCCUCAACCUUCUUCUACUCACUUUAUACUAGCUUAUCUCUCCUUAACCAUCCAUACGCCAUCUAUCAUUACCCAUACAUACACCCUCCUACCGUUACUCUUACAUACUCCCUCCUACCGUUACUCAUACACAUUCCCUCCUACCGUUACUCAUACACAUUCCCUCCUACCGUUACUCAUACACACUCCCUCCUACCGUUACUCAUACACACUCCUUCCUACCGUUAUUCACACACACUCCCUCCUACCGUUACUCAUACACACUCCCUCCUACCGUUACUCUUACACUCUCCUUCCUACUGUUACUCAUACACACUCCCUCCUACCGUUACUCAUACACACUCCUUCCUACCGUUACUUAUACAUAUUCCUUCCUACCGUUACUUAUACAUCCUCCCUCCUACCGUUACUCACACAUACUUCCUCCUACCGUUACUCAUAUAUACGCCCUCCUACCGUUACUCAUACACACUCCUUCCUACCGUUACUCAUACACACUCCUUCCUACCGUUAUUCACACACACUCCCUCCUACCGUUACUCAUACACACUCCCUCCUACCGUUAUUCACACACACUCCCUCCUACCGUUACUCAUACACACUCCCUCCUACCGUUACUCUUACACACUCCUUCCUACUGUUACUCAUACAUCCUCCCUCCUACCGUUACUCUCACAUACUUCCUCCUACCGUUACUCAUACAUACGCCCUCCUACCUUUACUCAUAUGCCUUGGUCAACACAUAACACCAAAUAAGGAAUUUCCACUAAAAGUCAUUAAUGUUUGAAUUUCAACCUUUACUUUAGAACUUUGUAUUUUAACCUUUAACUCAUCCCCAGUUAUUGACAUUCAGAUCCCCCUGUGCCAUCCGAGGGUGAUAGAUGAGGGUGAUAUCAUGAUAUCAUUCUGCAGGAAUCAGAAACGAAGGGCAGAUUCUCAGUGUCUCAGAAUGAUUUGUGGGGUAUAAUGAGCUGGGCACAGAUUGGUGGGUAAAUAGACAGAUUCUUGGGGUGCACUGACACAUUCACAGCCUAAACUAACAGAUUCCUGGGGUACAAUGGAGGAUACUCAAGGGUAAUGUCCAGAUUCCUGCGGUGCAAUUGCAGAUUCUCAGGGGUAAUGUCCUCUGCACUUGGGGCAGUUACAUACUCUUGGUCUGAAUGGGGACACUGACAGAUUCUCUGUUUUUUACUGUGACAAUGUCGUCAUAUAGAGUAUGUAAUAAACGGUUAAUAUAGACACAUUCUGCAGUGAGGAUGGUUAGUAGGUUAGUGAGUGACAGGAUGAGUGGGAGGUUGGUGAGUGUGAGGGUGAGUGGGAGGUUGGUGAGGGUGAGUGGGAGGUUGGUGAGUGUUAGUGGGAGGUUGGUGAGGGUUAGUGGGAGGUUGGUGAGUGUGAGGGUGAGUGGGAGGUUGGUGAGGGUGAGUGGGAGGUUGGUGAGGGUUAAUCGGAGGUUGGUGAGUGUGAGGGUUAUUGGGAGUUUAGUGGGAGGUUGGUGAGGGUGAGGGUGAGUGGGACGUUGGUGAGGGUUAGUGGGAGGUUGGUGAGUGAGGUUAGUGAUUAGAACAGUGGUAUGAUGGGAUUCCUGCUCUGUCAGCAUCAGCCACAGCAGCUCAGGUAAAGCUCGUUAACAGUAAUUAAUAAUAAGGCAGGUCCUCCAUGACACAUGGGAACACACAGACAUGGAUACAGACAUGUGCACAAAUAUACCGACACGGAUACACUCACAGAUAUACACAAAUACAGAGGUGGACACAGACACAUAUACACAUAUGUGCAGAAACAGACACAGAUGUACAGAAACAUGAAUACCCAGACAGAUAUACAAAAAAGGGUGAAUACCAAGAAGUUACAACAGGACACACAAAGCAUUACGAACACACAAUCCCAAAGAGACACAGGGGCAUACACACAGCCAUCCCAGCACACAAACAAAUGUAAAAUUAAUCACAGAACAAGCUGUGUAAAUAAUGUGCAUCAACACACAUAGUGACUGAGAACAUGGGGGGGACAGACAGUGAGGAAAGGAGUGAUGGACAUAAUUGGAGCAGACGGGGGUGGGGUGCACAGUCUGGAUGUGUUUGGAAGGCAGUGUGGGUUGGAUUGUUAGCAGUCUCAGUGGAGAUGGUUAGGUAGGAUGAGACACUGCUUGGCUGGGCUCAGGUCAGGGUGGGUUGGAGCAGUUUCAGUGGAGAUGGUUAGGUAGGAUGAGACACUGCUUGGCUGGGCUCAGGGCAGGGUGGGUUGGAGCAGUCUCAGUGGAGAUGGUUAGGUAGGAUGAGACACUGCUUGGCUGGGCUCAGGGCAGGGUGGGUUGGAGCAGUCUCAGUGGAGAUGGUUAGGUAGGAUGAGGCACUGCUUGGCUGGGCUCAGGUCAGGGUGGGUUGGAGCAGUCUCAGUGGAGAUGGUUAGGUAGGAUGAGGCACUGCUUGGCUGGGCUCAGGGCAGGGUGGGUUGGAGCAGUCUCAGUGGAGAUGGUUAGGUAGGAUGAGGCACUGCUUGGCUGGGCUCAGGUCAGGGUGGGUUGGAGCAGUCUCAGUGGAGAUGGUUAGGUAGGAUGAGGAACUGCUUGGCUGGGCUCAGGGUGGGUUGGAGCAGUCUCAGUGGAGAUGGUUAGGUAGGAUGAGACACUGCUUGGCUGGGCUCAGGGCUCCCUAUAGGCAGAGCAGACACCUGCCUACAUUCACCUGACCACUAAUGGACGCCUGUUUUCAGCACUUAUAACAUGCGUUUUGUUUUUCUGAUUGAAAGGAACACUAUGGUAUACCUGGCAAUAUAGUGUUAAGCCAGGGGUGCCAAAAGGUAGAUCUCCAAAUGUUGUAAAAUGAAAGCAUCAUGAGAGUUGUAGUUUUGAACACCAAAGUGUUAAACUCAAUUCCCAGCCCCCCUUAUAUUGCAGUAAAAAGGUGUUUACACUUACAUUUUUUCCCACACCACCUCAAUGGCUGAGAUCAUCAGUCUUGAUGAUCUCAGCCAAUCUAAUGCUUUCCAAUAGAAAAGCAUUGGGAGACUAUUAGUAAUGCGCAGCAAAAUGCCACACUGCACCAAUCAACAUCUGCUCAUAGAGAUGCAUUGAAUUAAUAAAUCUCUAUGGGGAACGUGCAGCUGCAGGAACAGUUAUAGCGGGUGUUACACUCAGUGCUGUCCCAGCCUCCAGUGUCUGUGUGUGAGGCUGGACAGGAACAGCCUCUCACACAGGAAAUGCCUUGUAGGAGGAGCAAGGGAAGUUCUGAGUGAUGCACACUGUAUCACAGCUCCGGCUGCUCUAAUAUCAUCAAUCUGACUGCUCUACAGAGACAUAGGAGGGUGAGUACUUUGCAGAUAACUCCUCAAACCCCACGUGCCCUAAACACCUGGUUUUUCUAACUCUAAAUUUAACCCCUCCCAAAAUCUUAUGAGACUCAUUCCUUGUUCCGAAAUUUAAGAACUCAAGAACCGAAACGUAAAAAUAAUUUUUUACCUUAAUUCUAUAAUUCCUCUUAGAAAAUAAACACCUCAUGAACCCCAAUAUUAAAUUUAACCCACCCCUAGCCCUAAACUCAAUAAAGGGAAACUUUAGUGCCAGGUUUAAAAGUGGUUGAAACACCCUUCUGUCCUUGUCCUUCGGCGCUGACUCGGGUCCAGCCUUCACUCCUCCCCCGCACUCACAUUAGGGCUUUCCUAUGGGGAUUCCGGUGAUGCUGGAUUUCCUCAUGCAGAGCAUGAGGACGAGCAGCGGCAGUUUGUUGCCUAAAGUUGCCUCUAGUGACUGUCUGUUACAGACUGGCUGGGGUUACUGGGGUUCAGAGGAUCAGGUUGGGGGCACAGACUGGCUGGGGUUACAGUGAAUCAGAGGAUCAGGUUGGGGGCACAGACUGGCUGGAUUUACCAGGGGUCAGAGGAUCAGGUUGGGGGCACAGACUGGCUGGGUUUACCAGGGGUCAGAGGAUCAGGUUGGGGGCACAGACUGGCUGGGUUUACCAGGGGUCAGAGGAUCAGGUUGGGGGCACAGACUGGCUGGGUUUACCAGGGGUCAGAGGAUCAGGUUGGGGGCACAGACUGGCUGGGUUUACCAGGGGUCAGAGGAUCAGGUUGGGGGCACAGACUGGCUGGGUUUACCAGGGGUCAGAGGAUCAGGUUGGGGGCACAGACUGGCUGGGUUUACCAGGGGUCAGAGGAUCAGGUUGGGGGCACAGACUGGCUGGGUUUACCAGGGGUCAGAGGAUCAGGUUGGGGGCACACUGGCUGGACAGGGGUCAGAGGAUCAGACUGGCUGUUACCGGGGGUCAGAGGAUCAGGUUGGGGGCACAGACUGGCUGGUGUUACUAGGGGUCAGAGGAUCAGGUUGGGGGCACAGACUGGCUGGGAUUACAGGGGUCAGAGGAUCAGGUUAGUGCACAGACUGGCUGGUGUUACUAGGGGUCAGAGGAUCAGGUUGGGGGCACAGACUGGCUGGGAUUACAGGGGGUCAGAGGAUCAGGUUGGUGCACAGACUGGCUGGUGUUACUAGGGGUCAGAGGAUCAAGUUGGGGGCACAGACUGGCUGGGAUUACAGGGGGUCAGAGGAUCAGGUUGGGGGCACAGACUGGCUGGUGUUACAGGGGGUCAGAGGAUCAGGUUGGGGGCACAGACUGGCUGGUGUUACAGGGGGUCAGAGGAUCAGGUUGGGGGCACAGACUGGCUGGGAUUACAGGGGGUCAGAGGAUCAGGUUGGGGGCACAGACUGGCUGGAGUUACCGGGGGUCAGAGGAUCAGGUUGAGGGCACAGACUGGCUGGGAUUACAGGGGGUCAGAGGAUCAGGUUGGGAGCACAGACUGGCUGGUGUUACAGGGGGUCAGAGGAUCAGGUUGGGGAGGGUAAGUUACAGACUGGUUGGGGUCUAAGGAUUUGGCUGUAAGUAGUGGAAAGGGAUAAUCUAUAAAUGGGGUUUGGUUAGAAAGGUGUUCUCUCUCUAUGGGGUUUGGUGGGAGAAUGGAUGUGGGUGGAGGUUGAAGACAAAUGAGGGAGAGGACAAAAGAUGAUGAUUUAGAGUGCACCUCGUCCUUUCUGAUCAUGUGACACUAAUAUAACAAACACUCUCUCUCUCUCUUUCGCCCCUAGUCUCGUAACAGCCUUCAGCAAGGGGACGUGGAUGGGGCCCUGAGACUGGGUCGCGUAGCAAAGCUCCUGAGCCUUGUGGCGUUGGUGGGUGGAGUCCUGAUUAUCAUUGUGUCCUGCGUCAUCAACUUUGGAUGUAAGUUUACAAUCUACAGUAACACACAGUGACACAACACACAACCCUACAGUGAAACACAGUAUCACAAGCCCAAAGUAAACACAAAGAUACAAUAUUACAAACACACAUUAAUAUAACACACAUUAAAAUAAUAUAAAAAAUACAGUAACACACAUUAACAUAUCACAAACGUACAGUAACACACAUUAGCAUAAUAUCACAAACAUACAGUAACACACAAUAGCAGAAUAUCACAAACGUACAGUAACACACAUUAACAUAUCACAAACGUACAGUAACACACAAUAGCAGAAUAUCACUGGAGGUGAUGGCAGAUAGAAUUAGUAGUAUAACUGCAGUAACAUGUGAAGGGAAUGAGGAGGUGAUUGGUUGUGGUUCCAAACAGCUGGAAGUGCAUGUUAUAUAGUUAGAAGGAACUGGGGCGAGUUGGUGUAGUUGCAUUGUGGAAUUGGACUUAAGGAAUAGAGAUAGACACAGUGAGUGGGGAGAUAGAGAUAGAUAGGGAAGUGGGAGGCUGGGGUGUAAAACAUAGCAGACAUUUGUUGUAUACAAAUGAAAUAUUUUUCAAAAUAAUUCUAUCAGCAAAAAUAUAAACUACAUGUAACUGCAAGUAUAACAAAUUACAAUAGUAAACUAAGCAAAGUGGAGCAUUGUCUAAGUAAAUACAGUGAUUAGUCACAACAUUAAAACCACUUGCCUAACAUCGUGUAUGUCCCCCUCGUACCGCCAAAACAGCUCUGAUGCGGCACGGCAUGGGGUCCAUAAGAUCUCUGAACAUGUCCUGUGGUAUCUGGAACCAAGACAUUAGCAGCAGAUCCUUUAAGUCCUGCAUGUUGCAAGGUCUGGCUUCCAUGGAUCAGAUUUGUUGUUCCAGCACACCAAACAGAUGCUCAGUCAGAUUUGGAGGCCAAGGCAACACCUGGAACUCAUUGUCAUGUUCCUCAAACCAUUCCUGAACAAUGUUUGCAGUGUUGCAGGGUGCAUUAACCUGCUGAAAGAGGUCACACCUAUCAGGGAACACCAUUACCAUGGAGUGUACAUGGUCUGAGACAAUCUCUAGGUAGGUGGUACGUGUCAAAGGAACAUCUGCAUGAAUGCUAACACCCAUGGUUUCCCAGGAUAAUAUUACCCAAAGCAUAACAUCCGCCGGCCUGCCUGCCUUCUUCCAAUAGUGCAUCCUGCCGUCAUCUCUUCCCCAGGUAAACGACGCACACGCAGCUGGCCAUCCACCUAAUCAUGGGCUCGCUAACUGAUCUUCGAUUACGCAGCCCCAUACGCUGCAAACUGUGAUGCACUGUGUGUACUCACCUUGUUCCACCAUGGCCAGCAUUAAGUUUUUAACAAUUUGAGCUAUAUUCGCUCUUCUGUGUGAUCAGACCAGACUGGCUAGUUUUCACCCCCCAGUGCAGCAAUGAGCCUUGAGGGCGCCCAUGACCCGGACAUCGGUUUGUCUAGUUGUCCUUUGCACCACAUUCGGUAGGUACUAACCACUGCAUACUGGGAACACCCCACAAGACUUUUUGGAGAUGCUCUGACCAAGUCGGCUAGCCAUCACCAUUUGACCCUUGUCAAAGUCACUCAGAUCAUUUCGCUUGCCCAUUUUUCCUAUUCAAAACACAUGAAAUUCAAGAACUGACUGUUCACUUACUGUCUAAUAUAUCCCAGCCCUUGACAAGUGCCAUUGUAACGGCAUAAUCAGCGUUACUCACUUCACCUGUCAGUGGGUUUAAUGUUGUGGCUGAUCAGUGUAAAUAAAGUUUGGUGAAGUAUUUUCCAAAUUCCACUCAGUACCAUGAAGCUGCAUUGAGAGGUGGAAUGAAAUGGCUUUGUUUCUGUUACUUUGUGCACAAUGACAAAUGUUAUACUACAGCGUGACACAAUAACGUAACAUUAUAAACCCGCAAUAAGUCAUAGCGACACUCUACAAACCGACCCAAAAUGGAUGAUAAUUGACAUUGCGUGCCAGUUUGUGUGAUAUUUCUGCUAAUUAUAUGUAAUCACGAAAAUAAAAAACUCUCCAGGGUAACAAAGACAUUGGAACUCUCCAGUGUUUGAGUGGUAGAAUAACUCGGAAAAUGUGGAAAGAGCAAUUCCAGGGCAAAGGUCUAGCGGUCACCAUGGAAACCAGUGAAAUAUUCCUGCUGAUUUCUACACUUUUAGAAAUGUUCCCAAGAUUGUUCUUCAAUAAUAACCUACUUGGUCCAUCAUGUUAAACCUCUCCAAAUACCCAUUAUAGAAGGAUAUAUAGGAUAAGUUCAAUACCCCCCCCUACAAAGAGCCAGACUUACUAAACAAAUGUUAGUCCAAUAAAUAGUAUGCUAUAGUGCAGUGCACAAUCUGUCCAAUAUAUAUUCUAUGAAAGUCUAAUAGUCUGAUACAUAGUCCGUGUUACUCAGUUACGCAGUCCCCGUUACUCCGAUACGCAGUCCGUGUUACUCCGAUACGCAGUCCCCGUUACUCCGAUACGCAGUCCGUGUUACUCCGAUACGCAGUCCCCGUUACUCCGAUACGCAGUCCGUGUUACUCCGAUACGCAGUCCGUGUUACUCCGAUACGCAGUCCGUGUUACUCCGAUACGCAGUCCCCGUUACUCCGAUACGCAGUCUGUGUUACUCCGAUACGCAGUCUGUGUUACUCCGAUACGCAGUCCGUGUUACUCCGAUACGCAGUGCGUGUUACUCCGAUACAUAGGUUGUGUAUUCCGAUACGUAGUCCGUGUUAAUUUUAAAGUAUUAUGUACAUACAGGAGUCAUAACAGAAAGUCAGAUGUUUACAGAAGCACAGUCACAUACGUAUAGAAGUGCAUCACCAUGUGUGUAUAUAUAUAUACGCAUACAUACAUACACACACACACACACACACACACACACGGUGAUGCACUUAUAUACAUAUAUAUAUAAACAAGAGUGUAAACUCCAUAAUAUGUCUGCCUCAUUUUUAAGUUAUGUAAGAAACGUGCUAGGUACACCUGUCUAAUCUAUAACUAAGAACAUGCUAGAGGUCAAACUGACAGGUAGCUGGAGAGUAGUAUAAUAAGAGUAAAAGUAAUUACAUUAUGUCUAGCUAGGAUUGCAUGAGAGGUUAACCAUUGAGGCCCCACACACUCACACGGUACCGGGCUGACUGAUAUAGGCCUUGUUGAUAUGCCCUGUGGCUGUAAGUAAGCAUUAAGGCUGGGAUUAGAUGUAGCAGGCUCAAUAUAGAGGUGACAUCAUUAUAGCCCUGAUAACACUGCCCUCUGGUAAAUCACUGCCGUUCGUAGGUCAAGUAGGUAAAGGAAACAAAAAACAAAAACUAAGAUACUAUGGGCUAUCGCUGAAUAACGUCUGCAGAUCAUGUGUAACUGGCCAUGGCUCAGCGUCAGCCAUCUCCUAGACAAGGAAACUUGCAGGGGUGGCUCGGAGGUAGUCCAAUGCUAAGUGUGGCAUCCCUCCAGCCCCGGGCUGCGUUGAGGGCCUGCAUCGGAAUACCACGGACUCUGGGGCUCACGGCUGGGCUCAAGUCCUUCCUUAUCGGGAUGGAUGUUCGCUGCCUGCGGUGUUUGGUCUUCUGCCUCCAUGGGUGAUGCGUUGGGAGGAUAUCCCUGGUGGCUCUCAGCCCAGGCGGGCUCAAUACAGGGAACUUAACAGCUUGGCGGGAAGUUUCGCCCGGAGCUGGCUCACGUGCCCCUUUACCUUCCCUCUGCCUUCCACUGUUCCGGCCAUAUGUUGUUGAAGUAGUUUGCUGCCUUUAGUUGUGCCCAGAAAUGGGUGAAGAUCUCAUCCAGCCAUAUAAGCAUGUGUUCCACUGCAGCUCAUCCAGCUGGCACUUCAGGCCUUUCCUGAUGCUCAGGAGUAAAAGGCGUAUCCGCCAUUUUGAGGGGUAGCAUCGUGGUCUUUCCCCAGUAGUGUCCGCUGCUUAUGGUCAGGGAGAUGAGUGGAGCUAAUCAGUGGGGACCGGGAUAACCCCCACUGGUCAAAAGGGAGGGGGCGAUAUUCAGGAGUAUCAGCGUCAGCCAAAGAACCAGGAGGGCGACCGUCUCUCCCUGGUUCGGUCAUGUGUAGGCUGCAAGCCUCGAGCAGGACAGCCCAGAGUCGGGGAUGCUCGUGUGAGGUACCAUUGUGUACAGCAGUGACCGCUGGGUAAGAUUAGUGCAGGUUGCAGUCGAAAAAACAUAAGUAGCAGGGGUAUUAUACCCCGAUAUCGGUCUCCAGACACAGGGGCUUCUGCUGAGCAUGCCUGGUCUGCUUGGCAGUCAGGCUCCCCCCCCGCCCCCCCCUCCAUAGUCCUUGAAAAUCCAAUAUAUAAUCUGUGUGAGUCUAAAACAUAGUUUGUGUGAAUCUAUUGUAUAGUUUAUUUUAGUCCCAUACAUAUCCUGUUAUAGCCCAAUACCUGUACACAGUCUGUGUUAGUCUGAUAUAUAAUCUGUGUUAUUCUGGCACACAGUCCACUACAGUCCUAUACAUAAUCCAUGCUUAUCUGUGUUAAUCCGAUACAUAAUCCAUGCUGAUCUGUCUUAAUCCGAUAUAUAAUCCAUGCUGAUCUAAAUUAGUUCCGAUACAUAAUCUGUGUUAAUCCGAUACAUAGUCCAUAUUAAUCUGUGUUAUUCCAAUACAUAGUCCAUAUUAAUCUGUGUUAAUCCGAUACAUAGUCCAUAUUAAUCUGUGUUAAUCCGAUACAUAGUCCAUAUUAAUCUGUGUUAUUCCAAUACAUAGUCCAUAUUAAUCUGUGUUAAUCCGAUACAAAGUCACCCUCCUGCAAAAGGUAGGAAACAGGAGGGUGACGUAAACAUACUUGUUUUCCUGGCACUAUAGUGCCCUGAGAGUACUGCGCUGAAGGGGGAGGAAGGGGUUAAUCCCUUACCUUUUUUCCAGCGCCGGGCGCCCUCUCUCCUCCCUCUUCUGAUGUCAUCUGCUGAAUACGCAUGCGCGGCAAGAGCCGUGCGCGCAUUCUGCCAGUCUCAUAGGAAAUCGCAUUCUCAAUGCUUUCCUGUGGACGCUGGCGUCUUCUCACAGUGAAAAUCACAGUGAGAAGCGUGGAAGCGCCUCUAGCGGCUGUCAAUGAGACAGCCACUAGAGGCUGGAUUAACCCAUAUGUAAACAUAGCAGUUUCUCAGAAAGGGUUAAUCCUAGAUGGACCAUGCACCCAGACCACUUCAUUAAGCUGAAGUGGUCUGGGUGCCUACAGUGGUCCUUUAAACAUUUUGUGUAUGCGUGUGUGUGUCUGUAUGUGUCUGUGUGUAUGUAUGUAUGUGUCUUUGUGUCUGUCUGUCGGGGGGGUGUAUGUGUCUGGGGGGGGGUCACGGAUCAGUUUCACACCGGAGCCCCAUGGAUUGUGUGUACGCCACUGCUACGCACCAGGCUAAUCCCGCACUCAUGCUUCCAAAUCUGGGAGAUAUCAAUUUCAUCGGGGGGGUAAUGUAUAUCUUAAAAGCUACGUACCUCCUCCCCCCUUCUUCACAGAGGAAAACUGAGAUUCAAUCCCAAGUAGCCAACUUCUAUCCAAAAAUGACCAUCUGGCAAUACUGUGUCUCUGGGGAUUAUUUAUUACAGUGCAAAAUCUAGUUUAAAAAAAAAAAUCUCCCUACUUAGUAAUAAUCAUAAGCUAAUUUUACCCUAAAUCACUAUUUGGUUUUCAGUUGAUUACGAUUCUGUGUUUAUCAAAUAACCCCCUUUUCAUGUUAAACAAGAUGUAUGUGUUUAGAUAAAUGGUAUGCCAAGCUAAUUAGCGGUAUAACAGAUGAUGGGUCCACCUCUUUAUUAAUAAAUACAUUUAUCUCUGUCUGUACAUUGAGACCACACAGUUGUGCACAUUUAAUUUCCCCCCUAUACAGAGAAUUAGAUGUACUGUUUGUAUAUUACAGCAUUUCCAGGUCCCUCCCCUCGCACCCCACUAGGCAGGCAACAAAUCUCCAUCUGUCGGACCCCGUUAGACAGUGCAUGUUUCACUGUGUCACAGCGCCAGUCAAGCAAGACGCAAGGUUGGCUGCUGGUGACAUUAUCCGCUGAUGCGUGACAGAUAUACAGGCUUACACAGGGGAAGGUCUCUCGCUGUCACUUAAUUCACCUCCAUCUAUCAAUAUCUGUUUCUCCUGCAGUUAUACCAAAAUUUGCGAAAUCGCAAACUUUGGAGCAGAUGUACUAAUAAAAUGUGAUAUAUAAAUAAAAUGUUAACAUGCAAUUCAGAUGGUUUUCCAGCAUUUAGCAGUAAUUUAUUAAUCAUACCGUGAUCUGUUUUUAAAUUUAACGGCAGAUGUACUUGCAAAAUACGGCUGUUGUGGUGUCUUUGCUGGUGUAGCGGAGCGCUAGUUUAACAUAGACUUUCCUCCGCUGGUAUUCCAAUAGUUACUCAGGAUCAAGUAGGUUAUCAUAAGAAGAACAAUAAAAUAAUAGAGGUCCAGGCACUCCUUGGUUUAAGACAGGCACUUUAUUAAGAACCACAGGAGCAACGUUUCGACCCAAAAAGGUAUUUGUCAAGCUUGAACCAAGGAGUGCCUGGACCUCUAUUAUUUUAUUAAUUUUUGGAAAUCUGGUAUUUGAUUACGGUUCAGCAAGCACCCUGGCUCAGAUUUAUGGGAGUGAGUGCAGUUCCACACACACUACUAAAGAUCAGCAUAAGCAGUAAAUCAAGUAAUCUCCGAAUCUCCCAUCCCCUUUCCCAAUAACUGGACGACACUCAGUAUCAGGAGCAGAACUGAACUUUAAUGACACACAAUCUGCUUUUAUGCAAUCCUCCCAUGCAAGGGAGACAACCACAGAAAAUUAGGAAUUAUCCAAUCACUAGCUGGUUACAGUACACAUUUUCCCUCCCCUCAGCCUGAGAGAUAACUUAAAGGGACACUAUAGUCACCUGAACAACUUUAGCUUAAUGAAGCAGUUUUGGUGUAUAGAACAUGCCCCUGCAGCCUCACUGCUCAAUCCUCUGCCAUUUAGGAGUUAAAUCCCUUUGUUUAUGAACCCUAGUCACACCUCCCUGCAUGUGACUUGCACAGCCUUCCAUAAACACUUCCUGUAAAGAGAGCCCUAUUUAGGCUUUCUUUAUUGCAAGUUCUGUUUAAUUAAGAUUUUCUUAUCCCCUGCUAUGUUAAUAGCUUGCUAGACCCUGCAAGAGCCUCCUGUAUGUGAUUAAAGUUCAAUUUAGAGAUUGAGAUACAAUUAUUUAAGGUAAAUUACAUCUGUUUGAAAGUGAAACCAGUUUUUUUUCAUGCAGGCUCUGUCAAUCAUAGCCAGGGGAGGUGUGGCUAGGGCUGCAUAAACAGAAACAAAGUGAUUUAACUCCUAAAUGGCAGUGAAUUGAGCAGUGAAAUUGCAGGGGAAUGAUCUAUACCAGGGGUAGGCAAUCUUUUAGCAGCACUGUGCCGAUAUAGGAUUGUGAUAUCCCGUAGCGUGCUGGUCCUAUUUUUUUAAAUUGAGGUGUGUAUGCUGCCGUAUUCUGCUUGUGUUAUUUUUACUGUAAUUGCUUUGUAUUGUUGUAUUUGUGCGUAUGUGAGCUAUCAUAUUGUAUAUGUUCAUGCGUAGUUUGUGGUGUUGUGUAUGAUACAUAUCAAUGUGGGCUGUGUAUGGGGGCUGCUUGUGGAAUUGUGUGUGUGGAUGGAUAUGUCACAUUGUGUGUUUGGUAGUGUGUGUAUGUUUGGGGGCUGUUUGGGGUAUUGCAUGUGAGAUUGUGUGCAUGUAUAUGUUUUGUUAGUGGGUUACGUUUGUGCAGAUUGUGUUUUGUGUUUGAGUGUGGGCUGUUCGUGUUAUUUGUAUGAGGGGAGGGUUAGUCUGCAUUUCUGUGUAUAUCUAGCAGUGUGGGUGGCUUCCCUGGGUUCCAGUGGGGACCAGGCUGGCCAGGUACAGGAGCUGCAAUAGCAGCUGCAGGCUGCUCUACUACAGUGUGGAUUCCCAUUCACAAGUGCUGGGAGGAACUGAUCUGAGAUCACUUACUCUACGUGCUGCAAUGCAUAAAUUGAGGAUUGUCCUUCACCACCUUUUCGUAUUGGCAGAUAUCUGAAGUUUCACUGGGACUCCUAAUAGGCCAGAGCCUGUUUGGCUCUAGCAGACUUGAGUGCCGUGGAAAGACACCUCGAGUGCCGUGCGUGGCACUAGUGCCGUAGGUUGCCUACCACUGAUCUAUACACUAAAACUGCUUUAUUUAGCUAAAGUAAUUUAGGUGACUAUAGUGUUCCUUUAAUUAUCUGUACAUUUUAAACACACAUUUUCCCCCAAUUCUUGGAUGUACCCCAAAACUAUAACCUACACCCAUAAAUCACAUAUCCCCUGAUAGCCCUGAUCUGGGUGAGCAACAUACUGAAAAAUCACCCAGAUCGGUUCAGGGGUUCACGAAUUUCCUGGAGGUCUUAGUUUUACCAACCGCACACGAGGUGUAAGCCGAAGAUAGUUCCAUGUGUUUUGGCCUUAUGGUCGGUCUCCGUUCGUGAGGUAAAAAGCAUGAAACUGUUUAAUAUAAUGGGUUCUCCCUGGAUUCGUAUGAUUCCCCUCAUUUGUAUGAUUCUUUUCACCGAAUGUCUUUCUGUUCUCUUAAGUUUCCACGAACGGGGUUGAGUAUGGAGGUCUCUGCGGUGUUCGCGUUGUCGAGUGUCAGAUUUGGGUUGCAGACACUCGACGACCAAACACCGCUGGUGCGUUCGUUUGGAAAGAUGUUCGCAUGCCGAACGGCGGCCACCCAGGGAAUACCCAGUGUGUUCGUGUGAUUGUCAAUUAAGGUAGUGUGAAUAAAGAUAGGGGGGUUCAAUUAGUGCCACACUCCUCUCCGGAGUGACCUAGUUGUUCGGUAGUUUGUUCGUUUCUCGAAUGGUACGACUUCAGAUGGUUGAAAGUAGAUUCUUACCAAACAACCAGACAAAUGAUAUAACAGAUAGUUACUUGUUACUUGUUUCUUCUAACUAAAGAACCGUGACAAAUAGUGUAAAAUACUGCAACAAUUAUGGGUAGGGACAGCCAACAAUAAAAAAAAUGAUGAGUAGCAAAACACAGUCCGCUACAGUUGGCCUUGAAUUAAAGUAAUAAUGUCUUCUUUCAGCGCAGUUUAACAUAGAAACAUAGAAUGUGACGGCAGAUAAGAACCAUUCGGCCCAUUUAGUCUGCCCAAUUUUCUAAAUAGCUUAUCUUAUAGUUAGGAUAGCCUUAUGCCUAUCCCACGCAUGCUUAAACUCUUUUACUGAGAUAACCUCUACCACUUUAGCUGGAAGGCUAUUCCAUGCAUCCACUACCCUCUCAGUAAAGUAAUACUUCCUGAUAUUAUUUUGAAACCUUUGUCCCUCUAAUUUAAGACUAUGUCCUCUUGUUGUGGUAGUUUUUCUUCUUUUAAAUAUAGUCUCCUCCUUUACUGUGUUAAUUCCCUUUAUAUAUUUAAAUGUUUCUAUCAUAUCCCACCUGUCUCGUCUUUCCUCCAAACUAUACAUGUUAAGAUCCUUUAACCUUUCCUGGUAAGUUUUAUCCCGCAAUCCAUGAACCAGUUUAGUAGCCCUUCUCUGAACCCUCUCUAAGGUAUCAAUAUCCUUCUGAAGAUACGGUCUCCAGUACUGCGUACAAUACUCCAAGUGAGGUCUAACCAGUGUUCUGUACAAUGGCAUGAGCACUUCCCUCUUUCUACUGCUAAUACUCUCCCUAUACAACCAAGCAUUCUGCUAGCGUUUCCUGCUGUUCUAUUACAUUGUCUGCCUACCUUUAAGUCAUCAGAAAUAAUCACCCCUAAAUCCCUUUCCUCAUAUGUUGAGGUUAGGACUGUAUCAAAUAUUCUGUACUCUGCCCUUGGGUUUUUACGUCCAAGAUGCAUUAUGUGUCUUGUGAGUGAUAAUAUUUGAAAUUUCACAUUUUUAAUAGGAUGAGUGUAUUUCAUUUAUUGAUUUUUAGAGUUAAUGUACAAAUAAAAGAAUUAAGACAGGCCCAUUUAUAGCACACGGUUAAUUUUUAUAAUGAUGAUAAGCAAAACUGUUCAGUAAACAGAGAAUCGUAGACUUUUCAAAACAAAAUUUCAGUGUUAAAUGGAUCCUAUAGGAACCCAGACCAAUUCAGCAUAUUGAAGUGGUCUGGGUACAGUGACCCUAAGCACAAUGUUUACAUUGCAGCACUAAUUCUGCCUGUAACGGCUGUCUACCGGACAGCCACUAGACACUAUUACACUGACACUAUUACACUGAUACACUGACACUGUUACACUGACACCAUUGCAUUCGCACACUGACACUAUUACACUCGCACACUGACACUAUUACACUAGCGCACUGACACUAUUACACUAGCGCACUGACACUGUUGCACACUGAAACUAUUACACUAUUGCGCUGACACUGUUGCACACUUCCUGUCUCUGUUUUAAUGUCUUCCUUUUCAUCUUUUUCAGUUUUGUGA